Molecule: messenger RNA, 3406 nt
Organism: Mauremys mutica (yellowpond turtle)
Lineage: Eukaryota; Metazoa; Chordata; Testudines; Geoemydidae
Gene: CWC27
Product: CWC27 spliceosome associated cyclophilin
Exons: 14
Coding region: 138-1574 (478 amino acids)
Biological process (GO): protein folding; protein peptidyl-prolyl isomerization
Cellular component (GO): catalytic step 2 spliceosome
Molecular function (GO): peptidyl-prolyl cis-trans isomerase activity
Source: RefSeq, a predicted model, not a curated record
CGGGGUCCAAAAUGGCGGGAGGUUCGCGGGGCUAGUCGGGGCUUCCGCAGCGCCGGGACUAGAGCGACAGCGGAGCCGGGUCCAUCCUCGCGGCGCCCCCUCCCCUCCGCCCUAGCCCGCCCCCGCCCGCCGCCAGCAUGAGCAACAUCUACAUCCAGGAGCCUCCGACCAACGGCAAGGUUUUAUUGAAAACAACAGCUGGAGAUAUUGACAUCGAGCUAUGGUCAAAAGAAGCACCAAAAGCAUGCAGAAAUUUCAUCCAGCUUUGUAUGGAAGGUUAUUAUGACAACACAAUAUUUCACAGAGUUGUGCCUGAUUUUAUAGUGCAAGGGGGAGAUCCCACUGGUACUGGAUCAGGUGGAGAGUCAAUCUACGGGCUCCCCUUCAAGGAUGAAUUCCACUCACGAUUGCGUUUUAAUCGAAGAGGACUGGUCGCUAUGGCAAAUGCUGGAGCUCAUGAUAAUGGCAGUCAGUUUUUCUUUACACUGGGCCGUGCAGAUGAACUUAACAACAAGCACACCAUUUUUGGAAAGAUUACUGGGGAUACCAUAUACAAUAUGUUACGACUGACUGAAGUAGAAAUUGACAAAGAAGAAAGACCACUCAAUCCACACAAAAUAAAAAGUAGUGAGGUUUUGUUUAAUCCUUUUGAUGACAUCAUUCCAAGAACAAAUAAAAAGCUGAAAAAAGACAAACCAGGGGAAGAAGUAAAAAAGUCAAAAUCCAAAGGCACAAAAAAUUUUAAUUUGCUUUCAUUUGGAGAGGAAGCUGAAGAGGAAGAAGUGGAAGUCAACAGAGUUAGUCAGAGCAUGAAGGGAAAAAGUAAAAGUAGUCAUGACUUGCUGAAGGAUGAUCCACAUCUAAGCUCAGUUCCUGCUGUUAAAAGUGAAAAAGCAAAUGAAGUGAAAGAUUCAGAUGAGGAAGAAGAGGAGGAUCAGGAUGAUAGUGAUAAUGAAGAAGGUGAAAUGGAUAGUGACGAGAAAUAUCAAGUGAAAGAACGCGUAGCUAAGAAGUUGAGAAAAGAUAAAAAUGAAAAUGUUAAGCUACCAUUUAAAGAAGAACCCGAAACUGAAAAGAAAACUACUAGUCGCAGUGAGGAACUACGCAAAGAAGUACGCCAGCUGAAACGUGAACUACUAGAAGCAAAGCAAAAGAGAGAAGAAAAUUCUACAAAAUCAAAAGAAAAGAAAGAUGAAGAGGAAGAAGCUGAUCCAAACAGCAUAGUUACGGAAUAUUUACAGGAGAAGAAAAAGUAUGAAGAUCUGCGGAAGCAGCAGCCCAAGAAAGGGAUAUCUCGUGAAGAGCAGACGCUGGCACUGCUGGACCGAUUCAAAUCAAAGCUGACUCAGGCAAUAGCAGACACUCCUGAAAAUGAAAUGUCUGAACCUGAAGUAGAGGAUGAUGAAGGAUGGUUGUCACAUGUACUUCAGUUUGAGGACAGAAGCAGAAAAGUGAAAGAUGCAAGUAUGCAGGAUGAAGACACUUUUGAAAUCUAUGAUCCUCGGAAUCCUGUAAAUAAGAGGAGAAGAGAACAAAGCAAAAGGAUAAUGCGGGAGAAAAAAGAAAGGAGAUGAAAUGAAUGUAAAGCUGUCCAGAGCUGGCUUGGAAAGUGUAAUAAAGUAUUGGCCUUUUAAUAGCUGUGGUUCCUAAAAAUAUCACUUUGCAAGUGUGAAAAGGAAUCUCUCAAGAACCUGUUGUCUGAUUUUGAAAUACAGCUAUCUUAUUUGUUUUAUGAAUUGUGCAGUAAAAUAAGCAAGUGCUCUCAGUGCAUAAUCCAAGCUCUCUUUAAACACUUUGAAAUUUUAAUAAAUAUAUAAUAGUUUUGGUCAUCGUUUUAAUCAAUGUAUAGCAAUUAAAUACUGAGAAUAGUGUAAUUAGAAGGUAUGUUUUCAAGACAGUGAAGAAAAGAUAUUUGCCAAAAUGAAAACGUUAAAGAAUGGAAAAAAAAUAUUCCCACCAGCUGUACAGGCUUUUUUAAGAUUUAAUUUUUUAAAAUUGUAAGAUUAAAUCUAUUUACAGAUGAUUGAUUUUUUUGUUUAGUUAAGCAAUUGGGUUCUUCAUUGUAUCACAAAGUUCAGAAGAUAGAUUUAAAAAUUCCAGACUUCCAGCACAAAGUGUACAGUGUUCCCAGCUCUCUUGAAACUCAAUCAAAAUUUAAUUUGAGGGUGUGGUUAAAUUUUCUUCAUCUUGAGAAACAUAUCCAAAAAAUUACUUGGAAAGACAUGAUAAUCUACAAGUUUGGAAAUGUUAUUUCACAAGCUUGAGAACAUUUUAGAAUCCAAAUUUAAAUAGCAAUUAAUAUGGAAAAAAAACCAAUAAUUUAAAUCACAUGUUCAUAAGAAACUUAGACUCCCAGAAUGAGAGUAGUUAUUACAAAGUACCCUUCCUCUAAUUUCAUCUUCUCUACUGAUUUGUCAGUAUUGCAAGUUUAUUUAUCUCAAUAUUGAGAUACAGAAAUUGCAAAACUAAUCUCUGACUCUUGUUUUUAAAGACUUUACAGCUAGCAUGUAGUGACCUUAAAGCCACUAGAGGAAGCUGCAAAUUUAAAUAACCGUACAUGACGCAGCUUUCUCUAGCACAUAAUAGAAGUGUGUAUAAAAGAAAAAUAUAUCUGAAAUCCCAGGGAAUAUGGCAUUUUUGGUUGUAUAAAUUUCUAAGCUACACAUACAUAUAGUAAAGCAGUUGGUAACAACUAAAUAAGGGGACAACAAGGUCAUUAAAAAGUGAGAGUAGUUGAGUGUUUUGCUGCUGUCGUUUUUAGAACAAGUUCAGUAGGGAAUGGUGUCCUUAUCAAACCGCCACUACCAAGUUCCUUGAUAGGGUCUGACGUGUGAGGUACAUAAACCUGUCUUGGUGUGUUAAUGUGGUCCAAAUGGCAGAGGUUAGAUUAAUGCAGAAUAUUGCUUAAAUGUGCUAUGUAAUCUCUGAGAUAAGAAGAAAAAAACUUGUAGGUGUGAAACAAGUUCCUGGAGAAGGCUGUCAAUGUCAUCCUCUUGUUCUGAGUGAAUUAUAUUCUAGCAGGGUAUAGCAGAGUUAAGAGGGGUUACAUUCUUAAUGCUGUCAUUCACCAAAAAAAAAAAAAAAAAAAGUGAGUCAAAGUUCUUUGUGAUCUGCUUUAGAAUCUGUAAAUAAUUUUCUGGUGGGCUGUCAUUACUACUUACCAGAAGGCAGAGAACAAUUUUCCAUCCACGGUCACAUACUGAGUCACAUCUCUUUAUUUAUUGCUUUCCUAGGAGAGCCAAUAGAAAGUUUUAGAACAAUCAUUGGUAAAAAUGAUUAUCAAAUCCUCUCAUUCCACAGGAGGAAAUGACUAAGCUGACAUCCUCUUGCUCAUGCAGUGGGUACUGAAAAUAAAUAUAAAUCAAAAAUUUACAUUAUUGAAAUAAAUAACUAUGAUUAAUACUUA